Molecule: messenger RNA, 2241 nt
Organism: Melanotaenia boesemani (Boeseman's rainbowfish)
Lineage: Eukaryota; Metazoa; Chordata; Actinopteri; Atheriniformes; Melanotaeniidae
Gene: utp4
Product: UTP4 small subunit processome component
Exons: 17
Coding region: 104-2167 (687 amino acids)
Biological process (GO): maturation of SSU-rRNA from tricistronic rRNA transcript (SSU-rRNA, 5.8S rRNA, LSU-rRNA)
Cellular component (GO): t-UTP complex; small-subunit processome; 90S preribosome
Molecular function (GO): protein binding; RNA binding
Source: RefSeq, a predicted model, not a curated record
UUCCUAUCUACCACCGGUUCAAAGGCCAUCAACGUGGGUCCUGAUGUUUUGAAACGUGCAGCGUUAAAAUUAGACCAAGUUUGGCUGAAACCAGCAGGGCUAAAUGGGGGCGUUUGAGGUGCACCGUGUUCGCUUCUUUGACUAUAUGCCCAGCGCUAUCCGGGCCAUGGCGUUCAACAGCAGCACGGAGCGGCUGGCGGUGGCCCGACUGGACGGAGCCGUGGAGAUCUUUAACUUCGCUGAUAACUACUUCCAAGAGAAGGUGAUCCCCGGACAGGAUGGCAGAGCGAUCGAGGCUCUGUGUUGGGUGGGUCGGCGCCUGUUCAGCGCGGGCCUGAACGGAGAGAUCACAGAGUACGACCUGGAGAACCUGAGGCCCAGAUACAGCGUGGAGGCCUAUGGAGGACCUAUCUGGACCAUCAGCAUCAACAGCCAGGGGACACUACUGGCAGCUGGAUGUGAGGACGGGACAGUGAAGAUGUUUGAAGUACUGAAGGAGGGGAUUCAGUUCCAAAGAAACCUGGACAGACAGAAAGGUCGCAUCGUUUCUCUGUCCUGGCAUCCGUCUGGAGCUCAGAUUGCCGCUGGAAUGAUGGACAUGAUCCAAAUCUUUGACGCAGAAAAAGGCCACGCCACGCACAGGCUGCUGGUGGAGCGAGGCAUGGGAACAUCCAGGAGCCAGGAGGUGGUGGUUUGGAGCGUUGCCUUCCUGUCUGAUCACACCAUUAUCAGCGGCGAUUCUGCAGGAAAAGUCCAAAUCUGGGACGGGUUGACGGGGACGCUGGUCAGAACUCACCUGGUCACCAAGUGGGAUGUCCUGGCUCUGUCUGCUUCUCAGGAUGAGAGCAGCGUGAUAGCCGGGACAUCAGAGGGAACCGUGGUCCAGUUCCAGUUCAUCUCCUCCUCCGUGAGCCAGCAGGACAAGCAGUGGGUCCGAACCAGGACAUUUAAAAAUCACUCGCAUGAUGUGAGGGCUCUGGUUCACACCAACACGGCCGUGGUUUCUGGAGGCAUGGACACCCAGCUGAUGGUGCGACCCCUGCUGGACAAGGUGGAGAAGAACACCCACGAGUCGUCGCAGCGCCGGAUAGCCUUUCCCCAUAGAAGUCUGGUUGGAUGUGCAAAGAAAGCAGGACUGCUGCUCUUCCAGUUCUCUGAUCAUCUGGAGGUGUGGAGGCUAGGAGAAAGUGAUGGACAUGGGAAACCGGGUGACAGCCUUCCUGUGAAGAGGAAACCAGAGAAACUGAUCCAGCUAAAGAGGAAGGGAGAAGAUCACAUCUGCUGCAGCGCUCUGUCCCCAUGUGGAGGCUGGUUGGUUUAUUCCACCGUGUCUAGCGUUCGUCUCUACAAACUGCAGCUUAGCAGCAAUAAUGUCAGCAUCAACAGGGUGUCCAAACUACCUAAAGAGCUUGGUUCUGUGUACCAGCUCUGCUUCUCCUCUGACUCCUCCAGACUCUUCGCCUCCUCCAGCCAGUCGUUGGUCGUCGUCGUCAGCCUGGACCAGCUGCACCUGGAGUGUAAAUACCUUCAUACGCUCAGACACAAGUCAGGCUCCACGCAGCCAGUCCACCUCCUGUCUCCCAGUGAAGAUGGAAAGUGGCUGGCCACGGCCAACACGGACCACGAGGUCCACGUCUUCAACCUCCAGAAGCUGAAGCUGCACUGCUCGGUCCCGGUCUACAGCUCCUGCCCCACCGCCAUCGCCAUCCACCCAACCAGCAGCCACCUGGUGUGCGUGCAUGCUGACCAGCAGAUCUUGGAGUUCUCCUUGAAGCAGAAGGAGUACACGGAGUGGAGUCGGAAGCUGCAGAAACAAGGCCUGCACCCGCUGUGGCUGCAGAGGGACUCCGUUAUCACACACGUGUCGUUCCACCCCACAAACCCGGCACAGCUGCUUCUGCAUGACGCGUACAUGUUCUGCAUCAUCGACCAGAGUCUGCCACUGCCCGAAGCAAAGACAAGGCUCCUCAACCAGAUGAUGCUGAGGAGUCUUCCUCCUCCUGAGAGGAGCAGAGAAAGCCAUGCCUUCAAGAUCUGCAAGUACUUCCAGCACAUCAUGUGUUUGCGUCUGCUGGAGGACCAUUCCCUGGUGGUUGUGGAGCGCCCUCUGCUGGACAUCCUGUCCCAGCUGCCUCCUCCUGUCCGCCAGAAGAAGUUUGCCACAUAGACGUUUUCUCACCGUGUGUCUGCUGUGUGUUGAAGAAGUUUUGAUAAAAUAAUAAAUUGAGCUAUUUGCUGUCA